Molecule: messenger RNA, 1325 nt
Organism: Sinocyclocheilus anshuiensis
Lineage: Eukaryota; Metazoa; Chordata; Actinopteri; Cypriniformes; Cyprinidae
Gene: rprma
Product: reprimo, TP53 dependent G2 arrest mediator candidate a
Exons: 1
Coding region: 219-530 (103 amino acids)
Source: RefSeq, a predicted model, not a curated record
GCAGGUGUGAUGUUGAGCAGAAGAGCUCUGUGUAGUUACAGUGAAUCAGAGCAGGAGCGCGUCAUGGGACGCCAGUGCGCCAAAGAAGAGACGCUGGAUCGGUGCGCCUGACUUUACGGACACUUUUUACGCAAUUUCUCACACUCCCAGAUCAGAACCGCCUGAUUUCUCGGACUUUUCAAAGUAUUCUUUCCGGACGGUCCUUUUGAUCAGUAGACAUGAAUACUACAUUUAACCAAACGGACAGCGGGAUCUUCUCCAACCGGACUGAGGAGAUCCUCCUGUGCUGUAACUUCUCGUCGGUGGUGACGGAUAACGGCUUCACGGCGGCGGCUCCGGAUGAGAGGAGCCUCUUCAUCAUGAGAAUAGUUCAGAUAGCGGUGAUGUGCGUCCUCUCCCUCACCGUAGUCUUCGGGAUCUUUUUCCUGGGCUGUAACUUGCUGAUCAAGUCGGAAGGGAUGAUCAACUUUUUGGUAACGGACCGGAGACCCUCCAAAGAGGUAGAGGCGGUCAUCGUGGGUGCGUACUAGAGACAUGAUUAGGAUUAUGCACUGCCACGUGUACCACCUGAUGGACAUGUAUUUCGAUGGCCUCUUUGCAAACAGGACACAGUGUUAUUUGGCUCGCUAAAAAAAAACUAUUAUUUGGAAAUCAACUGAAUUAACGCACUCUCUCCAUUUUGCGCACACGCCUUUCCGCUCUUACAUUCAUUAUGACACGAACCAGAUUUCAAAUCAGAUACAGGCAUGGAGUCUUACAUUUGUCAUUGAAACUAUUUAUAUGUGCAAACGCAGGGGUGUUGUUGCACAUAUUGACUGUUUUGUAAUGGUUAUGGAUCUCCUAUCUGUAAAGCACAUUGUAAGCACUGCACGGACUAAUUAUUUGUUGUUUAGCAAGAUCGAAGCAUCAUGCUUAAUACAAUAAAUUCAUAUUUCGAAUAAAAUGUUUUUUUUUUUCUGUCUUAUUUGUUUUUAUUAUUAAAUGUUGCUCCUUUUCACGGGCAUUCUGUGGAGAUGUAUUUACACUGUAAGAGAAAAUGUGCUUCAUGUGGUAUAACAGCAAUUUUCUAAGCCAAGCAUAUUAUUAAAAAAACAAUGUACUGGAAAAUGAAUGUCAUUUUAAGGGUCAGAACAAGUGUCUCUUUAAGGUAUAAAAGCAACACACAUUCACCUUAAUUUAAAACAAGUCUCACUAGAAACAGUUUGCUUAUGUGUUAAAAUACAUUUCAGUUUUAGAUUUUAUCCUGACAUCUGCACUGAUGCAUGUUGACGUUAAUUUCAAGUCUCACUUAUUCUGUACUGCUGCCGCAAAAUGAACUUUCUAUU